GAAGAGAGAUGAUACAGAGGAAGAGAACAAAUAAAAGGUGGUGGAACAGAAGACUUACAGAGAGCAGUGAAAGAGAGAAGGACCUGAGCUCAGAGCGUAUUCGUAUAGGUGAGAGCAAAGAGAAAGUGGAUAUAUAUGUGAGAGAGAGCUUGUUUAUAUGAAAUCAGUUGUGGAAGUGAAGAGGUGGCACUGCGAGUUUGGCACCAUAACCAACGACUGACACGUUGUAAGUACAGGGGGUCAUGUUCUAUUACGAAUAAUAAAUACACCAACGCGCAAUCUUCUUGGUAUCUAUUUUCAAAUUUAGAUUUAACGACAAGUGAGCGGAACGAAGUAAGAAAUUACCAUUGCGUAGAGCAUGCACACCAAGUGUUCGACGUUUUGCCUCACCGAGAUUCUCACCUCUCUUAUUUCACCAUGUAUAAGAAACCCACGUUUUCUCGCUUUCACCAACUUCUCAGGACUUCUCAGCAAACAACCCCCUUGUGGGUCUUAGUAAGGCACAAACACAGUGGAGGACGAAGACCCAAGAAGAGAGUCUACCACAGAGACCCUGACCUUGACAAACCCAUGGACUUGCGGAAGAAGCCUGCCUUGAUUCUGGAGCUCAAGUCCAUUAUUCAGUCGCAGAAGCAGGGAUUGGUGCUUCUCAGGGACCUCGAGAAAGAAGUUGGGUUUGUUCAGAAGUGGAAUUUCAUGGCUGUUAUAGAGAGAAACCCUUCGAUAUUCUAUGUUGGUGGUGGGAAUAGAGUGCCCCCAUUUGUUCAGCUCACUGAAAAAGCCGAAAGGGUUGCGAGGGAAGAAGCUGAAGCGAAUCAGUUGAUGGAACCCAUUUUGGUUAGGAACCUAAGGAAGUUGUUAAUGUUGUCGGUUGAUUGCAGGGUUCCACUUGAGUCGAUUGAGUUUGUUCAAUGUGAGCUGGGUUUGCCGGAUGAUUUCAAGAAGUCAUUGAUUCCAAAGUACCCUGAAUUUUUUUCGGUUAAGGAUGUGAGUGGGAGAGCCUAUCUUCAUUUGGAGAAUUGGGAUUCUUCCCUAGCAGCCACAGCGCGUGAGGAACGAUUAGCUAGUGAUGGGAUUGCAGCCUCUGAUGGAGUGGGAAAGAAUUUUAGAAUAUCGAAGGAUGGUAAUUUUCGAGGUCCACAAGCGUUUAGAAUGAAGUUUCCUGCUGGUUUUAGGCCAAAUGCAAGUUAUCUUGAGCAACUUGAAAAGUGGCAGAAACUCGAAUUCCCUUCUCCGUAUUUGAAUGCAAGGAGGUUUGACAUUGCUGAUACUAGAGCAAGGAAGCGAGUAGUGGCAGUGCUUCAUGAGCUACUGAGUUUGACUAUGGAGAAGAGGAUGACAUCUGCGCAAAUGGAGGCAUUUCAUUCAGAGUAUUUCUUACCUUCUAGAUUGCUGCUUUGUUUGAUAAAACAUAAUGGUAUCUUUUACAUAACUAAUAAAGGUGCAAGGAGUACUGUUUUUCUUAAAGAAGCUUAUGAUGGAUCAAAUUUGAUGAACAAGUGCCCCCUCUUGUUAUUCAAUGAUAAAUUUGCAGGACUUAGUGGUAAGAGAGAGAUCAAUUCAUGUAAUGUGAUGCCUUCGUUAUAGAUUUAUCUUGAAAGUGUAGACGUGCUUUUUUGUUAGUAAUCAAUCAUGUAUUGCUAUAUUCCUUACAGAUUCUGGAAAUUGUUGAAUUUUU
Messenger RNA from Fragaria vesca subsp. vesca, 1678 nucleotides. RefSeq lists its product as uncharacterized. Lineage: Eukaryota; Viridiplantae; Streptophyta; Magnoliopsida; Rosales; Rosaceae. Gene Ontology annotation, molecular function: RNA binding. The transcript has a single exon. The coding region runs from base 418 to 1587 and encodes 389 amino acids. The record is from RefSeq and is a predicted model, not a curated record.